AUGGCUGAGAGAGCUUAUUUUGGUGUUGCUGAGUCACACGGAAGUAGAAAUCUGGGUAGUCUUUUUGGUGGAUACAGUUUUUCUGAUUGGCUUGAUGAAUUUGAGGCUGAAAGUGUAUACAUUCAAGAUGAUUUGAAUGUUGAAAAUGAGGUGAAUGUUGAAGAUGAAGUGAAUGUCGACGAUGGAGUGAAUGUCAACGAUGGAGCAAAUGUGGAUGGAGGAGUUUCUUUGAGUAAUGGUAGUUUGGAGCCAUACAUUGGUAUGGAAUUUGAGGAUGUGGAAGACGCCCAAACAUUUUACAAAGCAUAUGCAAAACGAAAAGGUUUUGCAAUCCGGACGAAUCAUACUCGGUUGUCGAAGGAUGAUAAAACUCUUUGUGCAGUAGACUAUGUUUGCACAAGGGCAGGAUUCCGACAAGUUAGUCGAAAAGAAAAAGAUCGAAUACUCAUUGAAUCUGCCGAGACAAAGAUUAGAUGUAAAGCAAUAAUGAGAAUAAAAGAGAAAAAGUGGAUAGUCAACAAGUUUGUGGUUGGACAUAAUCAUAUUUUACUCACACCGAGAAGUACCAGCUUGCUUCGUGGACACAGGGGAGUUACUAAAGUUAAAAAAAAAACUGAUUAUGACAUUGAAUGA
Messenger RNA from Carya illinoinensis, 633 nucleotides. RefSeq names its product protein FAR1-RELATED SEQUENCE 5-like. NCBI's taxonomy places the organism in Eukaryota, Viridiplantae, Streptophyta, Magnoliopsida, Fagales, Juglandaceae. Bases 1 to 633 code for a protein of 210 amino acids. The transcript has 3 exons. The record is from RefSeq and is a predicted model, not a curated record.